Messenger RNA from Polyodon spathula (Mississippi paddlefish), 6265 nucleotides. Its product is annotated as dystrophin-like. Gene Ontology annotation, molecular function: protein binding; zinc ion binding. The record is from RefSeq and is a predicted model, not a curated record. Gene Ontology annotation, biological process: synaptic signaling. Bases 907 to 4752 code for a protein of 1281 amino acids. The transcript has 36 exons. NCBI's taxonomy places the organism in Eukaryota, Metazoa, Chordata, Actinopteri, Acipenseriformes, Polyodontidae. Gene Ontology annotation, cellular component: plasma membrane.
CAGGAGCUUCAGGAUGGCAUCGGAAGUCAGCAGGCGGUUGUCACUGCGCUGAAUGCGACCGGGGAGGAGAUCAUCCAACAGACAUUUGCCGACGACACCAGCAUCUUCAAGGAGAAACUCGCCAGUGUCAACGCUCGCUGGCAGGAGGUCUGCCGGCUGGUGACUGAGAGAAGGAGGAGGUUGGAGGAAGAAGAGAUCCUGUCCGAAUUACAGAAAGAGCUGAAUGAAUUUAUCUGUUGGCUCAAGGAGUCUGAAAGCAUUACAGCAAUCCACCUGGAACCUGGAAAUGAACUGCAGUUGAAAGAGUGCUUGGAGAAAGUCAAGUUAAGAGUGGAAGAACUACCUCCACGUGACAGAAUAUUGAAACAGCUGAAUGAGAGCGGAGAGCUAGCACUUGAGAGGAAGCUUAACCCCGAAGAACACAAGAAACUUGAGAUUGACCUGAAACAGGCCAAUCACCACUGGACACAGGUGUCCAGAGAUCUGCCUGAAAAACAAAAAGAAAUUGAAUAUCUGCUGAGAGGUGUUACACAAUUCCAACAACAGCUACAUCAGCUGGCACUCUGGGCUUCAACCACAAAAGACCAGCUAGAACUUUACAGACAAGUUGGAAUACCAGGGGCCUUCGAUACAAAGGAAACUGAGGACGAAGCUCAAGCCAAACAAGCAGAUGUGGAAGCAGUCUUAUCAAAGGCCAGUCAGUUGUACAAGCAAAAUCCAAUCACCCAGCCAAUAAAGGGAAAGCUUGAAGACCUGAGUUCUGAUUGGAAAGCUAUCAAUACAUUACUUCUGCAGCUGAAAGGGAAACCAGAGGCGUCAAGGGUCAUCUCCACUGGUGUCUGUCAAACUGUUACCGCACUGUCACAGACGCUGGUUACAAAGGAAACAACCACCCCUAAGCUGGAAAUGCCGUCGUCCCUACUGAUGGAAGUGCCAGCCAUGGCCGACUUCAAUAAAGCCUGGGCUGAGCUCACAGACUGGCUCUCCCUGUUGCAUCAUGUAAUCAAAACCCAGAUAGUGACGGUCGGAGACCUUGAAGAAAUCAAUGACAUGAUUGUCAAACAGAAGGCCACUCUGCAGGACCUAGAGCAGAGGCGUCCUCAGCUGGAAGAUCUGAUUACUGCAGCACAGAACCUGAAGAACAAGACCAGCAAUCAGGAGGCUCGAGCCGCCAUCACUGACCGCAUAGAUAAGAUCCAAGUCCAGUGGGAGGAAGUACAGGGCCGGCUCCAGAACCGAAGGCAGCAGCUACAGGAGAUGCAGAAGGACUCAAGUCAGUGGCUUGAAGCGAAACAGGAGGCCGAACAGGUGCUGGAGAGGGCCAAAGCCAAGUUGGAGUCAUGGAAGGAAAUAUCUUAUACAGUUGAGGCACUGAAGAAGCAGAAUGCAGAUCUAAAGCAAUUUGUGAAGGAGCUCCGGCAGUGGCAGAUUAACAUAGAUGUGGCAAACGACCUUGCGCGCAAGAUGCUGCGGGAUUACUCUGCCGACGACACCAGGAAAGUUGAUCUGAUGACAGAGAGCAUGAACAAGUCCUGGGCAAGCAUUAAUAAGAAGGUGGGGGAGAGGGAGGCAGCGUUGGAAGCAGCCCUCAGGCUCCUGCAGCAGUUCUACCUGGAUCUGGAGAAGUUCCUUGGCUGGUUGACGGAAGCCGAGAUGACGGCCAAUGUUCUCCAAGAUGCCACCCACAAGGAGGGUUUGCUGGAUGAUGCCCAUGUGGUUCGAGAGCUUGUGAAGCAGUGGCAGGACCUGCAGGCAGAGAUCGAGGCCCACACUGAGGUGUUCCACAGCCUGGAUGAGAAUGGGCAGAAGAUCCUGAAGUCUCUGGAGGGCUCAGAAGAUGCCACGCUGCUGCAUCGACGGCUGGACAACAUGAACGUCAGAUGGAGCGAGCUGCGUAAGAAGUCCAUCAGCAUCAGGUCCUAUCUAGAGGCCAGCACCGAGCAGUGGAAGCGUUUACACCUGUCUCUCCAGGAACUGCUUGCUUGGCUCCAGUUAAAGAAUGAGGAACUGACCAGACAGAAGCCCAUUGGGGGUGAUGUUCCUACCGUCCAAAAGCAGCUGGAUACACACAGGGCUUUCAAGAGGGAACUGAAAGCUAAAGAACCAGUUAUCUUGAACACUCUAGAGACGGUGCAGGUGUUCUUGGCAGAGCAGCCGGUCGAAGGGCUGCAAAGGCUUUAUCAGGAACCAAGAGAGCUGUCGGCUGGGGAACGGGCCCAGAACAUCUCCCGAAUCCUUCGCAAGGAGUCAGAUGACGUGAAAACGGAGUGGGAGCGUCUGAAUGGGCGCUGUGCAGACUGGCAGAAAAAGCUGGAUGAAGACUUGGAGAGGCUGCUGGAGCUGCAAGAGGCCAUGGAUGAGCUGGACCUUAAACUGCACCAGGCUGAGAUGGUCAAGCAGGGCUGGCAACCCGUGGGGGAUCUUCUCAUUGAUUCCUUGCAGGACCAUAUAGAGAAACUAAAGGCCUUCCGAGAUGAAAUAGCUCCGAUUAAAGAGAAUGUAACCCAUGUGAAUGACCUGGCUUCCAAGUUCACUCCUGCAGACAUCCAGCUCUCCCAUUACAACCUUAACCGUCUGGAGGAUCUGAACACACGCUGGAAGCUCCUGCAGGUUUCCAAGGAAACCUCCAGAAACUCAGGGCAAAUGAAGGAGGGAGGGGAGAUCUCCAAGGUGUCCAUUGAGGAGCGCCUAAAACAGCUGCAUGAAGCCCACAGGGACUUUGGCCCAACAUCACAGCACUUCCUCUCCACUUCUGUCCAGGGUCCCUGGGAGCGGGCAAUAUCACCAAACAAAGUGCCGUACUACAUUAAAAAAGAAAAAGGAAAAAGGCCUCUGACACACACACGGACAGAAGAAAAAGAAAGCCACCAGACCCAGACAACAUGCUGGGAUCAUCCCAAGAUGACUGAACUCUACCAGUCUUUAGCUGACCUGAACAAUGUCAGGUUCUCUGCGUACAGAACCGCCAUGAAGCUUCGAAGGCUGCAGAAAGCCCUGUGCUUGGAUCUCUUGGGCCUGUUGGCAGCGUGUGAGGCAUUUGACCAGCACAACCUCAAACAGAACGAGCAGCUCAUGGACAUCCUCCAGAUCAUUAACUGCUUGACCACAAUCUAUGACCGGCUAGAGCAGGAGCACAACAACCUGGUCAAUGUGCCACUCUGUGUGGACAUGUGCCUCAACUGGCUGCUCAACGUUUAUGACACGGGCAGAACAGGGAAGAUUCGUGUUCUGUCAUUCAAAACCGGCAUGGUUUCACUCUGUAAAGCACAUUUGGAGGACAAGUACAGAUACUUGUUCAAGCAGGUGGCCAGCUCCACAAGUUUCUGCGACCAGCGAAGACUAGGCCUCCUCUUGCACGACUCCAUCCAGAUUCCACGGCAGCUGGGAGAGGUGGCUUCCUUUGGCGGCAGCAACAUUGAACCCAGCGUCAGGAGCUGCUUCCAGUUUGCCAAUAACAAACCAGAAAUUGAAGCUGCUAUGUUCCUCGACUGGAUGAGGCUGGAGCCCCAGUCCAUGGUCUGGUUGCCUGUGUUACACCGAGUAGCAGCAGCCGAGACAGCCAAACACCAGGCCAAGUGCAACAUUUGCAAGGAGUGUCCAAUUAUUGGAUUCAGGUACCGAAGUUUAAAGCACUUUAACUAUGACAUCUGCCAAAGCUGCUUCUUUUCUGGGCGUGUUGCCAAAGGUCAUAAAAUGCAGUACCCCAUGGUUGAAUAUUGCACACCGACAACUUCAGGAGAAGAUGUGAGAGACUUUGCCAAGGUGUUGAAAAACAAGUUCAGAACAAAGCGAUAUUUUGCGAAGCACCCCCGGAUGGGAUACUUGCCAGUACAGACGGUGCUGGAGGGAGACAACAUGGAAACUCCUGUUACUCUGAUCAACUUCUGGCCAGUAGAUUAUGCCCCUGCCUCUUCACCACAACUGUCACACGAUGAUACGCAUUCACGAAUUGAGCAUUAUGCUAGCAGGCUAGCAGAAAUGGAGAACCGUAAUGGAUCUUAUCUCAAUGACAGCAUCUCACCCAACGAAAGCAUUGAUGAUGAACAUUUGCUAAUCCAGCACUACUGCCAAAGUUUGAACCAGGAGUCUCCACUGAGCCAGCCUCGCAGCCCGGCCCAAAUCCUCAUGUCCCUGGAAAGCGAGGAGAGAGGAGAGCUUGAGAGGGUCCUGAAUGACCUGGAAGAAGAAAACAGAAAUCUCCAGUCCGAGUAUGACCGAUUGAAAGAGGCGCACGAUCACAAGGGGCUAUCCCCCCUGCCUUCACCACCUGAGGUGAUGCCUAUCUCCCCCCAGAGCCCCCGAGAUGCCGAGCUCAUUGCAGAAGCCAAACUGCUCCGCCAGCAUAAGGGUCGCCUGGAGGCCAGGAUGCAGAUCCUGGAGGAUCAUAACAAGCAGCUUGAGUCCCAGCUGCACAGGUUGAGACAGCUGCUGGAGCAGCCCCAGGCAGAUGCCAAGGUCAAUGGUACUACAGUCUCCUCUCCUUCUACCUCCUCCCAGCGAUCGGACAGCAGUCAGCCGAUGCUGCUCCGUGUGGUUGGCAGCCAGACUACAGAAACCAUGGGUGAUGACAACCUUUUGAGCCCGCCCCAGGACGCAAGCACAGGUCUCGAGGAGGUGAUGGAGCAGCUCAACAACUCUUUCCCCACAACCAGAGGUAACAAUGUAGGAAGCCUCUUUCACAUGGCAGAUGAUUUGGGCCGAGCAAUGGAGUCCUUGGUGACAGUAAUGACAGACGACGAGGGGUUGGAUUAACAUUUAGCAUUUUCCUGCAACACUGAAUUCUGAAUAUCAAGCAUGUUUUUUUUGUUUUUAUUUUGUUUGUUUUUUUUUUUUAUAAUAGUUCAUACAACAAAAAAAGGAUUGGAUUGUAAACGUUUACAAAGAAAAAGAUCUAUAUUUUUGUGAAGGAUAGUGGUAAUAAAACUGUAGAUUUCAGUAGUUUCCUAAGUCUGAUAUCGUUUUGUUAACAAUGGCAAGUUUUACACUUCUAUGCAAUUGUACAAAAGAAAAAAAAUAACUACAUGUAAAAUCUUGUUAGUUGAAUAACUUGCCAUUUUGUAUGGAACGCGUUUCGGAUGUUUGAAAAAAAAUUUGUAACCAUUAUAAAGAAAGAUUGUAAACUAAAGGGUGCUUUAUAAAAGACAUAUUUUAUUGUUUAUAAAAACCAAAAAAAGAAAAGAUUAAACAUUAAAAGGCAAUGCAUUUGUUUUGCUGUGUUACAGUUCUGUAAUGUGUAAAGUAGUAUACAUUAUUAGUGUUAUUUUUCUUGCUUAUCAAAGAAAAGUUAUCCUAUAAUGGUACCAAAUUGUUCAUCCGGUCAUCUGUCAUUUUUUUUCAUCAUUUUAUCAUUAUUAUCGUAGGGCUUGGGACAGGUUCAAAAUUGAACAUCUUUCACAAGGAAAGUGCCAGAUUAAAGGGAAAGAUUUUUAAAGUUUAAAUAAUGCAAUUGUACUUAAACUAACAAAGUGGUUUUUUUUUUGUUUUUGUUUUGUUUGGUUUUUUUAUAACCACGGUGUCUCGGUAUGUUGCGAAGUAACUUCUUUUAACCAUUGCAAUUGUGAAUACUUAUUUUCAAGCAUGGAUUUGCCUUUUUUUUUUUUUUUUAAAGGUAGAAAGGGAAGUACUAUAAUUGUAACAUUCUUUGCAAGCGUGACAAUGGAAUUCUAGUACCCUUAUUUUUUAAUGGGUUUUAGAAAAAUCUAAUAAUAACGACUAUAAUAACAUACUAAUGAAUAUGCAGGCUAUCUUUGUCCCAGCCCUAGUUUUGAGUUUGUGUAAUGGGUAGAAUGUUGCGUUAAUGAGCUGCAUUUCAAGGGUUAACCACUAGAGCUCACAUUUUAGACUAUCUUUAUGCUUUGGUGCAUUCUUGGUAGUUUACUGACUGACAAAAGCUCUUUUUUAAGUGAACACCAGUCGUUCUCUACCUCAGUUUUGUUUUAUGGUACGCUCUACUAAUAUGACAUGACCCCUGCUCGAAAAAUGUAGUUUCUGCCAUCAACAAAUACAUUUACAAACAGAUGAAUUUAGAACCAUGCCUCGAGAAUGAAUGUCCUCAGUGGUAGACACCUGUCUCGUGCAUUUUAACCCUUUAUACUCCCACAGUUAAGAUAUUACUAUUUUUUUCUUGUUUUUUCUUCUAUAUCAAGCUGUGGUGUUUUAAGAUGCUUGUAUUUUGUUUUAUUCUUUUAUUUUAAGGGGGGUUGAGUCUGUUCUAUUAAAACAAAGGUUUGAGAGUUUCAAUUUUUUUUUUGCUUUAUGUAUUAUG